This is a messenger RNA of Caenorhabditis briggsae, 4986 nucleotides long. RefSeq names its product Protein CBR-UNC-41 (gene Cbr-unc-41). Gene Ontology annotation, cellular component: AP-2 adaptor complex; synaptic vesicle. Lineage: Eukaryota; Metazoa; Nematoda; Chromadorea; Rhabditida; Rhabditidae. The record is from RefSeq and is a predicted model, not a curated record. The transcript has 12 exons. Gene Ontology annotation, molecular function: clathrin-cargo adaptor activity. Bases 1 to 4986 code for a protein of 1661 amino acids. Gene Ontology annotation, biological process: clathrin-dependent endocytosis; regulation of endocytosis; synaptic vesicle endocytosis.
AUGAGAUCAUUUACCCAAUCUAUCGAAGACGAGGGACCACCAGAGUUACCAGCUUCUCUGGAUAUUGAUAUGAUUGAGAAUGUCAGUAUGAAGACUUCAGAUACAAAUGACACUAUAAUCGAAGUGAAGCCAGAAAAAGUGGAUCCACAAUUAGGAGAAACUCAGAAGUAUAAGAUGGCUGUUCCUGGUCCCGGACAUUCUGAACAAGAACAGGAAUUGCACAAAAGUUUGAUAAGAGAUGAAGACGAUGAUGCAGAGGUGGAACAGGUGUUUGCAGCGUCCGCAGAACCAGUCGUUACCCCUCCAAAGAGUCUGAAUUUCGCAGAAACUGCUGAAGAAUUAAGGCAUGCUUACGAUCAGAAGAUUAGGAAAAGACCAACGACUCCAACAUCUGCUUGUGUUCUGGAUGGAAUUGCAUUUUUCGCUGGAAGUGUGGAUGGAUCAAAUGAUACAGCACCGGCGGAUUCUGAAAAGAUAAAAGUCUCGAUUCCAAACAGAAGAAGGAAAACGGAGAAUAUGUCAUACACAGAGUUCUACGAAUCCAUGCAAAAUCAGAUUCCUGGAGGUGGUGGACGAAGGAUGAGUAGUUCUGGAAGGACGACUCCACUACAUGAUUACGAAGGAGACAUUCUGGAUGAAAAUCCACAAUAUAAGGAUAAGGCUCCGCCAGCUCCAGUUGUUCAUCGACGGUCGAGUAUCGAAUGGGAGAAUUUUGCGGAUAUGGAAGACAAAAUGGAACAAGCUGAAGAAAAAGCACUUCAGGAAGAGAAAAAAGAAAAGGAAGAAGCAGAGCAAACCGCAAAGAACGAUGAUGUCACAGAAAAAGAGAAAGAGGCAAAAGAAGCCGAAAAAACGAAAAAAAAGUUGGGAUUCCAUGCAAAACCUCCAACCGUCGAAAUAACGUCUCCAGAUGCACCACAUCAAGGGGCUUUCCACGACAACGUACCAAAAGAGCCGAAAGUAGUCGAGGAAGAAGAAGACGACGAUUUGCCGACAUUCUCUGAAGAUAUGGAUGAAGCAAGGCAGCAGAUAAAGAAAGUGAUGACAGAAUCGAUGGUUGAAUCAACUGAGAAAACGGAGGAGAAAGUGGAAGAUGCGCAAGAACCAGUUGCUCAGCCUUCAGAAGAAGCCGCCCCACAAUCUUAUGAGCAAGAAGGACAAGAAGUAGCUUAUGAUCCAAACGCAUACCCGGGAUACAUCUGGAACUAUGAGACUCAAGAAUGGGAGUAUGACCCGAACUACGUGGCUCCAGAAGAAACCUACGAUCAAUCUGGAUACGAAGCACAAGCUGCUGCAUACGCAGAAUACGAUCAAAAUGCGGCAGCUACUUACCAGCAAGAACAUGCUGGAUAUGAUCAAACAGACUAUCAGUCUUAUCAAGACCCCAGUUAUUCAGCUCAAGCAUAUCCAGGACAAGGGGAAGCUUACCAAGAACAACAGACCUAUCAGGAUCAGCAAGCAUAUGCUGCUGCAGCAGUAGCAACCGAUCCAUCUCAAGAGUACGAUUAUUCUGCCUAUGGAGGUUACGAAGGUUAUUUAGCUGCUUGUAAAGCAUACGAUGAGGCCAAUGGACAACAGCCAUACGGAGAAACAGCUGCAACUGCAGAAGCUGCUUAUACUUCUGGAUAUGGAUAUGAGCAACAAGGUGAUUAUCAUCAUGAAGGAGUUGGAGCAUCUGAUGAAACAACUUCAGCAGCAGCAGCGCCAGAAUUUGAACAGAACGGUACAGAGAGCGCGUAUGCUGGAUAUGGAGAUGCUUAUCAAGGAUACGAUGGAUAUGACCAGAAUACUGCCUAUUACCAAGGGCAAGAGCAAUACCAACAGGAGGCGGCUUAUCAAGGACAGGAGUACGAUUAUUCUCAAUAUCCAACCGAGCAACAACCAACAUCUAUUGAAGAAGCACCUCCACGACCAGUAGCUCCAAUUGAGCCAUUAUUCAAACAAGCGCCACAACAACCAGAUCCAUUCGGAUGGGAUUCUGCAGGACAGGGACACGAAGAACCUGCACCGGCUGUUGUUCCUGUUCAAGAGCUCUCUCCAACACCAGAAGCUCCACAGCCAGUCUCUUCGCCAGCGAGAUCUCCUCCAGCAAGACCAGCAGCUCCAAAGAAGGAAGAGGAAGUAGCAUCAGAGGCAGCAGCUCCUCCACGACCACCACCAGCUGCUCGUCCACCUCCACCAAGACCGGCUCCAGCGAAAAAGGAAAAAACGAAAGAACCAGAACCAGAAGAAGACGCAUGGGCGCAGUUCAAACGAAUGACAGAAAAGGUCAGUACUGCCGUGAAGUCUACCGAGAGCACUUUGAAAAACUUGGAAGAAACUUCUGCUGCCAACGAUAUCAAGGAUGAAAGCUAUUUGGCAAAUGUCGGAGGAUCUCAAGGUUUUGUCAAUGAAGCGACUCAAAAAGAAAUUCAAAGGCUUACCGAAGAGAAGAAGAUGGAAAAGAUGCAGAAGAAGAAAUUGAAGCAACAAGGUAAAAAAGCUGCGUCACCAACUUAUGAUCCAGAUGAAGAGGAUGCAAUGGAUAGAGCUGCUCAAGAGUUGGCAAUGAAAAUGGCCAGUAUGAGAAGCGAUAUGGGAGAUUGGAAAGCUCCAGAAAUGGUUCCUGUGAACGAAAUCAAAAAGUCUCCAGAAAUCCGAAGAGUCGACUCAGCGUCUGCGAUUCCUCCAAGAAAAAGAAGUUCCAUAAAAGACGUGCAACAAGAUUCUGGAGGUUCUCUUGAGCUCCCCGCUCAUCUUGCUGAUAAAGAAUGUGUUGCUCCAAAUCCAAAAGGAGAUCAUGCUCCAGAUGACCCAAUUCUUUCUGCUCCCGCAUGGGCUGACUUUGAGAGUUCCGAACCGAUGUUACCUCCGAGUGAAUCUGGAUUCUUCUCUAAUAAAGAUGCUUCGAAUGAGGGAGGAGUCGUCAGAGAACCAUCUGACGAUCCAUUUGUAACGACAACUGCAAGCUCUGAGAAAAGAUCUAGCUUCGUAGCAGAUCCAUUUGCUCCACAACAAGCUGCAUUAAUAGAUGAGAGCUACGAUCCGUUCGCUGUUGUAGCUGUAGAAGAAGUGGUAGCCAUGGCCAAGGCGAAAGCAGAACAGGCUGCAGCAAAUGCUGAAAACGACGACGACUUCUACAAUGGACGUCAGUCUCCAACACUUUCCACUCCCACUCCAGAAGGUGGAAGUCCAAUUAGUCAGCGACCGAAUGCAUUUGAAGAUGAUUUCAAGUGUGAAGAACUCACUGGACUCGAUACACCAACACCUUUGUACGAUGAAGAUGAUUCUCAACCACUUACUGAUUUCCUUCCAAAAUUCGAAGGAGAUGGUUGGGAUCUGAUGGUUCGGCAUCCGAUAAAAAAGAAGUCCUUCAUGGCUGAACGAUGCUGGAAACCUUGUUAUGUUCGUCUUCACGGAUUGACUUUAUAUGUUUAUAACGACAAAAAAGAUGCUCAACCAAUCCAAGAGCUCCUUCUUCAAGCCACAUAUUCUCUAUCCGAUACAACUUUGCAAGCAUACGAUGUGUAUGGAAAGAUUCAUACCGUGAAAUUGCAAUUCGUAGUUUACAAGGAGAAAGUGGGAAUUCGACCGGGACAAAUCAGUCGUCUAGUUGAUGGUCACAUCACAAAAUAUGGCUUACCUCUGGAGCAUUCUGCUCAAUGUACCGUACUUCUCAAGUUCGGUUCUCUCAAUGCUUCUCAUCUCCAGAGUUUUGUCACCACUGUUGAAGAUCUUCUGUUCAAAUGCAAAAUCACCAGAACUGCAAAACCAGUCUACAAACAGGAUGAAGUACAGAUUCACUGCUACGAUGAAUAUUCAGCAUUUGUUGAUAAAGAAGGAGUGUUGUCGGAUCAAAGAGCAAGAGUUCGAUUGUUCUGUUUGGCAUUCCUUACUGGGUCACCACUUCUGGAGGUUGGAUUGAAUGACAGAAGACGUCAAGGAAAAGAAAUAGUAAGAAGGAAAGACAUUCUUCCAAUGUACACUGAGAGAUGGAUUCGAUUUGAAGCAUUAGAAUUCCAUUCGAUUGUUAACAAGCCUGAGUUUGAUAAAGAGCAAGUGAUCUCAUUCAGUCCGCCGGAUGGCUGCUUCUUUGAGAUCAUGCGUUUCCGUGUCCGUCCACCAAGAAAUCGUGAAAAGGCAAUGACUGUGAAAGCGAUCAUGAAAAUUGCUGGAUCCAAAGUCGAGAUCAGACUUGAAGCUAUGGCAGCAGCUCAAAUACAAAGAACUCGUGGAUCAGAUGAAAGAAGAAACAUUCCAUGUGAAGAUAUUGCCAUCAGAUUCCCAAUUCCUGAAGCAUGGAUUUAUCUGUUCCGAGAAGAACGCCAUUGGGGAGUUGGAUCGAUUCACUCGAAGAAAUUGAGACCCGGAAAAGUGAAGAACCUCAAGGACAGACUUCUGGGAGCAGUCCAGGCCAGUGAGCCGAAUCUGAUUGAAUGUGCUAUUGGAGAAGCAAAAUACGAGCACGUCUACCGAUCUUUGGUCUGGAGGAUUCCAAGACUUCCAGAGAAACAUCACGCUGCAUACAAGUCUCAUUUAUUGAAAUGUCGGUUUGAGCUAUCAUCGUUCGAUUUGAUGCCAGAAGAAUUCCUUCCAAGAUGCGACGUCGAUUUCACGAUGCCCUUGGCCACUGUAUCGAAUACCGUAGUCCGAUCAGUAUCUGUAGAACAACAUGAAGAUAGUGAUAGAGUAGAGAAGUUCGUCAGAUAUGUGGCCAAAUAUCAGUACAAGGUUGAAAUCGAUUAUGUUCAAUGUGCCGAUCUUGAUCUUGACAUGGCUGAUCCUUCUGUAAAUCCAGAAGCCGCUGCUGCUCCAGUACCAGAACUCCAUCAACCAGCUUUCAAUCCAACAACACAAGCUCCAGAUGUUCAACAAGGUUAUCGAAUCGACUUCAACGAAGCCGAGAUGGGAGGUUCAAAUCGUCGUGAUGACUCAAGUUCAGAUGACGAACCUGAUAGCCAUAAAAUGCCAAUUAUACAAAUUGAUAUGAAAAAUUAUGGAUAUUAA